AUGCUGGGGAGUGAAGGUGGCAUCGAGCCGGGAACUUUCUCUUCGGUUCGCCGAGAUUCGCGUAACUUUUUCCACCUGAUGUCAGUAGUUAGGGUGCAGUCAGGCAUCCACGUCACCAUUCGAUCGGACCGCCAAAUGGGAUUAGAGUUCCCUCGCGUUCCCGCGGGAGCCUGUGAUUGCUUCACUGUUUACCCGACAGUAUUGCGGGUGGCCUAUGGGCGCGGAAAAGCUUUCAAGUCGCACGUUAUACGCUACCGCUAA
This is a messenger RNA of Leptosia nina, 261 nucleotides long. NCBI's taxonomy places the organism in Eukaryota, Metazoa, Arthropoda, Insecta, Lepidoptera, Pieridae. The record is from the annotation of a GenBank genome assembly.